AGUGUAAUUUUAAAUUUUAUGGCAACCGACAUUGUAAGGCCUAACUUGGAGAAGAUCCCAAAUCGCUUUGAUAAUGUUAGGAAUCUAGAACGUAAUUCUAAGGACAACGAGAUUUAUGUAGAUGGAGUAAAUCUUAACGGGAUUGUUUCUAGAGUUCACUCUCUGUUUGACCAAAAAAUAUAUCCUAAUGUAGCAAACAAGAGGAGCCUACGUUACGCAAAGAAAGACAAAAUGGAGGAGCGGGAAAACGAGCCUGCGGAGGGCGUCCCCGACAUGACGCUGAUGCCGCAGAUCACCGAGGCCGCAAUCAACGACAACCUCAAGCGCCGCUACAAAUACGACCUCGUUUAUACCUACACAGGAUCCAUUCUAGUCGCAGUGAAUCCCUACAAGGAGUUGGGAUGUUACACAACGAAACACGGUGAUUUGCUGUCGAACUCUUAUGAGAAGAGACGAUCAUCACGUUCGUUUAUUACUAACAGGUAUCAAAAGUUUGAAAUUAAUAUUGACAUGUAUGAUUUCUUGUUUACAUGGAGACAUGUACAAUCACGUCUAAAACAUCUCAACUGCCAAACUAUACCAAAAUAUGCAAAAUAA
Hyposmocoma kahamanoa is the source of this 597-nucleotide messenger RNA. RefSeq names its product myosin-15-like. The record is from RefSeq and is a predicted model, not a curated record. Gene Ontology annotation, molecular function: actin filament binding; ATP binding; microfilament motor activity. Lineage: Eukaryota; Metazoa; Arthropoda; Insecta; Lepidoptera; Cosmopterigidae. Gene Ontology annotation, biological process: vesicle transport along actin filament; actin filament organization. The transcript is spliced from 4 exons. Gene Ontology annotation, cellular component: actin cytoskeleton; myosin complex; microvillus. The coding region runs from base 19 to 597 and encodes 192 amino acids.